AUGGGCAACCUGACUGGCCUUUGCCCUGAUGGGCAUUAUUGCCCUACCGGGACUGGGUACCUGUAUUCCAACCCCUGCCAAGCUGGACAAUACAGGAGCACAGCGUCUGGUCACAGUGGAGAGGUUUGUGUUUCAUGCCCGUCCAGAUACUUCUGUGACGGAGCAGGAGUGCACACACCCUCUCUCUGCCCUCAGGGUUUUUACUGUCCCGAAGGAUCAUCCACCGCUCAAACGUGUCCCGAGGGAAGCUAUGGCUCACGCUCAGCUCUCAGUGAUGAGUCUGAGUGUUCCCUUUGCGGCGCCGGUUGGCACUGCGAUGGUGUAGGCCUGACAAAGCCCUCUGGCAUCUGCAAAGGUGGAUUCUACUGCAAAGGGGGAGCCAAGUCUGCAACUCCAUUGGACGGAAAGACGGGUGGUUUGUGCCCUCCAGGAAGUUACUGUCCACCAGCUUCCUCUUCGCCUAUUCCAUGUCCCCCUGGCACCUUCAGCAACAGCUUUGGUCUGGGCAGACCUGAAGAUUGUGUCAGCUGUCCACCAGGGUUGUAUUGUCUUGGUUCCAACAACACCUCCCCGUCAGGCUCUUGCUCUCCUGGAUAUUACUGCACUGGCGGUGCAGCUUCUCCUAUUCAGCAUGAAGCAGAGCAGGGUCACUACGCACUAGAAGGAGCAGUCAGGCCGGAGCCUUGUCCUCUUGGAACUUUCCAGCCAGUAUGAAUAAAAACUGACGUUGUGCUGAUGCAGACUUAAUAGAUUUACCUUGUUCAGGGUUGUUUUCUGUUUUCCCCCAAAGCGCCGAGGUGCACAAUCGUGCGUGCAGUGUCAAGGAGGUCAACUGUGCAACCAGACAGGCUUAUCCCUGCCACCACAGUGCCCAAAGGGAUCUUACUGUCCUCCAGAAUCUUCUUUUCCUCACCCCUGUCCUACAGUCAGUUGAGUACAUAAUGUGUACAGUGAAUAUAUAAAGUCGACACACCCCAUUCAAAUGCCAGGUUUUGCGAUCUAAAAACAGUAACCCAAGAUAAAGGUGACCUAGUUCAACCUUAGUUUCAUUGGACCGGAACAAAAUCUCCCAACCAUGUGGGAAAAUGUAUGUAUAGUAAUUAUAUUUGAACUACUUUGUAUAAGUGUUAAAAAAAAUUAAGGUUGACAUUUUGUGCCCUAAUUCCCAAAAGUAUGAUUGCCGCAAACACCGUUCAUCACCAAAGGAACACCAUA
Molecule: messenger RNA, 1215 nt
Organism: Hippocampus comes (tiger tail seahorse)
Lineage: Eukaryota; Metazoa; Chordata; Actinopteri; Syngnathiformes; Syngnathidae
Product: signal peptide, CUB and EGF-like domain-containing protein 3
Exons: 5
Coding region: 1-714 (237 amino acids)
Source: RefSeq, a predicted model, not a curated record